Bacidia gigantensis is the source of this 1179-nucleotide messenger RNA. RefSeq lists its product as uncharacterized. The transcript has 4 exons. Gene Ontology annotation, cellular component: membrane. The coding region runs from base 1 to 1179 and encodes 392 amino acids. Gene Ontology annotation, molecular function: malate transmembrane transporter activity. The record is from RefSeq and is a predicted model, not a curated record. NCBI's taxonomy places the organism in Eukaryota, Fungi, Ascomycota, Lecanoromycetes, Lecanorales, Ramalinaceae. Gene Ontology annotation, biological process: malate transmembrane transport.
AUGAAGCAUGUAACAAUCCGGUCCCCUUCACUCAGCACUUCCCAGCCGGUCACACCCGCACAGGACAACCCCUCACCAAAUGGCAUCCCCUUGCCGAAGCAUAUGGUCCCUCCUGGACAUGAGGGCUAUCGCACUCCUACAGCUGAGGACUACGAGCGUGCAGAUCAAGAGCCUACCGAGAAGAGUGGAGGCAAUAUCCCAAUGCCCUUCCGUUUCCCAGGCUUAUACGCCAUUGGAAUCAUCUUCUUCCUUCUCAAUAUAGUUCUCUUCUUGGUCAACGUGGCAAUGAUAUCCCUUCGUUUCUACAGUUACCCUGAGACUUUCAAAGCCUCGAUCCUACAUCCCACUGAGCGCCUAUUUAUGCCUGCAGCGAUCGUGUCUUUUGGAACGAUAUUACUCAAUAUAUCUCAAUACGGACCGAACCACGGGCCAGGACAUUGGCUUAAUGAUGCGAUCACCGUCCUGUUUUGGAUAGACGCUGCUCUAGCCAUAUUGGCUUCUAUGGGCGUGUAUCUGGUCAUGUGGUCAACUCAGUCAUUCACCAUAUCGAACAUGACUCCUGUCUGGAUCUUUCCAGCCUAUCCUCUUCUGAUUGUCGGCCCUCACGCGAGUGUAUUGAGCAAGUCAAUGCCACAGCCGAAGGCCUUUGAUGUGAUCGUGGGUGGCUUCACGUUACAAGGAAUUGGUUUCAUGGUGUCACUGAUGAUAUAUUCUGCUUUUAUCUACCGUCUGAUGACCCAGAAAUUGCCGCGAGAAGCUGCAAGGCCUGGCAUGUUCGUUUCGGUGGGACCGAGUGCUUUCACCGUCGCUGCCAUGAUCGGCAUGGCAGAGAAUGCUAAAAGAGCGUUACCGCCAGAUUUCAUGGGGGACGAUCAAUUGGCUGCAAAGAUACUGACGGUCAUUGCGUCUUGGAAUGGUGUUCGCAAUGAAUUGGUACUCAUAUGUGUUUCCGAAUACAGCUCUGAUUACCGCGACGUUCGCCAUUGGGAAAACUUUUCAGUCCAGAGGGAUCCAAAUGGUCGGGUGCGUGAUGACGCCAAUUCUUAUCACGACCUGGAUUAUCGUGUUCUCGAUGAUGAUCAGGGCGAUAUACUUAAAACAGAUUUUGUGGCCUCAGAAAGGAGAAGACAAGGACGAGGGGGUUUUAAGGGGCCAAGAAGAAGGACUGAUAGCAUGUGA